CCGAGUUUAUUUUGAACGAAACUUCAUGGAAAAUGGGCUUGAUACAGGGACUGAUGGUUCUCGUCUGUGCAGGCGUUUUAGCGAAUCAAGAGCUAUCUAAUGAACCUCCCCGAAGUCGCGGAACAAUAUCUGUGAACACCUCCACAAGUAACUAUACGGAUGCUAAAGGAUCUGUUGUUAUACCGGGUAAAGGAUUCGGCCACGAAACGGUAAUCGGCGGCCGUCCAGGUGGUCCAAGUAAACCGCUACCCGGAGCGGGCCCUGGUGUUUCGAUAGUCAGCGUAAGCAAUCAAAAGCAGAACGGCACAGAAAACAAUGUCGUAAGCAGUGUUCACACGGUUACGAAGACGCCACCGACCAGACGUGUGCCACCAAAAAAGAAAGUCCCUUCGCGUCCUGUGCUACAUCCUCCGCCUCUUCCUCCUCUUCCUAAAUGGAUAAACCUCCAGCCCUAGUGGACCCUUUAAUAUAUCUGCCACCUAUCAAAACAAGGGCGAGGGGAAAUGGCAGAUGCGACUCGGCCUGAUGGAGUGGACUUCCCUGAAAUUGGCUUACAGCUUGGCCCGCUUUUAAGUAGCACCGAAGAAGAGAUCAAAAGAAAAAUAGUUUACUAACUGCUCGAAAAAGUUAAGAUUUAGCUCAAGAAUCACACUUCAAGUCAAAGAGUUAGCACCUUAAUAGAUCGUUAAUAAAUAAUCUAAAGAUUUUUAUCAAAAAAACCUAAAGUAUUAACUGCUAGGGGGAAAGCUUCAAUAUAAAUAGCUUUGACAUUCACCAAGCGACUACAUAAAUGCUGGUUUCGCUUUGAUUUUUAAAUGAAUGCGAAACAAACCGAUUGUGAACUCAAAAGGCCAAAGUGAUACUUUUGUGUUAGUCACAAACUAAUUAUCUAAAAAACGGAUCGCUCCGAGUUCAUUUUAAACGAAACUUCAUGGAAAAUGGGCUUGAUACUGGGACUAAUGUUUCUCGUCUGUGCAGGCGUUUUAACGAAUCAAGGGCUAUCUAAUGAACCUCCCCGAACUCCCGGAAUAAUAUCGGUGAACACCUCCACAAGUAACAAUACGGAUGCUGCAGGAUCUGUUCGUGUACCGGGUGCAGGAUUCGGCCACGAAACGGUAAUCGGCGGCAGUCCAGGAGGUCCAGGUAAAAACCUACCCGGAGCGGCCCCCGGUGUUUUGGUACUCAGCGAAAGCAAGCAAACGCAGAACGGUACAGAAAACAAUGUCGUAAGCCUUGUUCAAACCGUUACGAAGAAGCCACCUAUCGAUAUAAUGGCCUCCUUGUAAAUGCGAAGGGAAAUGGCAGAUGCGACUCGGCCUGAUGGAGUGGACUUCCCUGAAAUUGGCUUACAGCUUGGCCCGAUUUUAAGUAGCACCGAAGAAGAGAUCAAAAGGAAAAUAGUUUACUAACUGCUCGAAAAAGUUAAGAUUUAGCUCAAGAAUCACACUUGAAGUCAAAGAGUUAGCACCUUAAUAAAUCGAUAAUAAAUAAUCUAAAGAAUUUUAUCAAAAAUACUUAACGUAUUAACUGCUUAGGGGAAAGCUUCAAUAUAAACAGCUUUGACAUUCACCAAGCAACUACAUAAAUGUUGGUUUCGCUUUGAUUUUUAAAUUAAUGCGAAACAAACCGAUUGUGAACUCAAAAUGUCAAAGUGAUACAUUGGUGUUAGUAAUACACUAAUUAUCUAAAAAACGGAUCGCUCCGAGUUUAUUUUGAACGAAACUUCAUGGAAAAUGGGCUUGAUACUGGGACUGAUGGUUCUCGUCUGUGCAGGCGUUUUAACGAAUCAAGGGCUAUCUAAUGAACCUCCCCGAACUCCCGGAAUAAUAUCGGUGAACACCUCCACAAGUAACAAUACGGAUGCUGCAGGAUCUGUUGUUGUACCGGGUCCAGGAUUCGGCAUCGAAACGGAAAUCAACGGAGGCGGUGGCGGCACGCCAGGUCGUCCAGGUAAAACUAUACCAGGAGCGGGCCCUGAUAUUUAUAUAAAAAGCGAAAGCAAGCAAAUCCAGAACGGUACAGAAAACAAAGUCGAGAGCAUAGUUUCAACGGUUACGUCGAAGCCACCGGAUAGACCUCCACCCAGACCUCCCAGUGGACCCAGACCCGGACCAGCCAAACCAACUCCAAAACCAUAUGUCCCACCAGACAAUCAACCCGGCCAUGGAUGGCUGCUACCAAUUCCUGGUCCUGUGCUAUAUCCUCCGCCUUCUCCUCUUCCUCCUAUUCCUCCUAUUCCUCCUCUUCCUCCUAUUCCUCCUCUUCCUCCUCAAUGGAUACAACCUCCUCCCCAAGGGAACCCUUGGAUAUACCAGCCAACCUUGUAAAUGCGCCCCCCUGUAAAUGCAAAGGGACAAGGCAGAUCCGCGAAGAAUAGCGAUUAUAUAUCAUAAUCCAAUUGAAAAAUCAAUAAAUGAUUGCGACAAGCAAAUGGACUUUCAGAAA
Molecule: messenger RNA, 2445 nt
Organism: Drosophila ficusphila
Lineage: Eukaryota; Metazoa; Arthropoda; Insecta; Diptera; Drosophilidae
Exons: 1
Coding region: 33-455 (140 amino acids)
Source: RefSeq, a predicted model, not a curated record